AUGCCAGCAGCAACGAAGGUCAAUGGCAGAUCUUCAACCGUGGUUGUUCACCAGCCAUCCUCCCAGCCUCAAACACCACCUAAAUCUCCACCGUCAUUCCCAUCUAUUCCGAGCCGCCCUUCUUCGCCAAGGGAACUGCAUGCAAGCAAUCCAAUCCAGGAGAACCUCACAACCAAUGGUGGAGAAACUACCGAGAUUCUAAAGACGAUCAAGCAGGAUGAUGCGUUCGAGAAGAAACGGAUGCAGUUGCCUCACAACCCGCCCCCUUCCCCUAUCACCGUUUCCCCAUUCGUGACUGAGGAUCGCCUUGCCUCAGCUCUUGAACAUGCAUUGCGAAUGGUAAAGAGGUCACAAGAAGUGGCUGAAUCAUCUACUCCUUCUGAUUCUAGGGACAGUGCUUCUGCGGAACAGCUGACGGACAAAUCUGAGUCGAAUGGAACAAGGGUACGAGCGUCCAAGAUGGAUUAUAGAGAGGUUGAUGAACUCUGGGACGAAAAAGAGUACAAAUACAAAAUCAAGGACUCGGUUAGUGCCUCUACCAUCACGGAGCUUGACGAAUAUAUAUUUGUUGUGCGCCAGCGGCACGAAAAAAACUCCACGGAACCCAAAUCUUACAUCGACAUCAAAUCGGAAGAACUGGGUAACGUUUUGAGGGAUAUAUUUCAGGGUCUGAAGGCAGUCAGUCUUGAAUCUGAUAAACCCACAAUGGAUCAAGAACUGUUAUUCACGUGCCUGCCAAAGAUGAAGAGCUAUAUCAGUUCGGAAUGGCCAGCAGCUUCUGAAACAGGUCUCAAACAUUUGGCACUAUUGAUAGAUUGUAUCGAAAGUACCUAUACAGAAUCAUCACAGAGGCUUGAGGCUCUCUGCGCGCAGCAAAUGAUCACGUAUGAUCUUUUAAAAUUCCUGUUCAAACCCGAGGAGAUUAUAUGCGCAGCCUGUCCUGGCACCGGUAAACCGAGGGCGCUUAUAUACGAUUUUGGAAAGGAAAAGGAAACACGUCAGGGUAUAAAGUAUUUUGAGCUCUCUUGUCGUUAUAUUGACUUCGACGGACGGGUUUUUGAGGAGGUGCAAGAUGAACUGUCUAUAUUCAAGUUCCACGGAGCGAUACCAAUCAGCAAACUUUCUGCCUUUCCUCUCCAGUACCACCCACAGAAGGAUACGAUAGAGAGGUAUCUGCGCAGGUGUGGAAAGACAUUCACUGAGACAUUGUCUAGCCAUCAUUGCCAAUACCAUGGCGUAUCGUUUAUCCGCAAAAAAGAUGGCUCCAUCGCCCAUGUGCCGGUCAAUGGAAGGAUCAUGAUUGAUGCAUGCAGGUUUCAAGAAGUGAACCCAGGUUAUCCGAAGCUCCAGAAUCGUGUGUCCUGCAUUGACUUGUUCAAUGGAACCGCCUCUGACAGGUUCGAGGAGCGGGUGAAAUGUACGGACAAGCGUCCAGGCGAGCUAUCAGAAAAUGAUCUGCUUGUAUGUACGCCAACCGUUCUUGGAUUCAGUCUAGGGGACAAAUUCUGGGGCGAGUUUGCAAUUGACAAUAUUUCAGAGAUUGAGUGGUUGCCAGCUCCAUUUGAUCGGCUAGUGCUUCCACACGACCGAAAAGAGAUCAUUAAGGCAAUAGGUGAAAGUCGUUUGGGGAGCGGGAGGAUGAGCGAAUUCGAUGAUUUUAUAAAAAACAAAGGGCGCGGUCUCAUUGCACUCUUUGGACCUCCCGGGGUUGGGAAGACUGGGACGGCAGAGUCGUUGGCAGAGACACACAAACGGCCGCUAUACUCCGUAUCUGCCGGUCAACUAUCGUCUGAUGCUGCACAUUUGGACAGGCAGCUUGGGGAGAUUCUUCGAACAGCAAGUCACUGGAAAGCACUGCUACUGCUUGAUGAGGCAGAUGUCUUCCUCACACAACGAUCUACCGAACACAUCGAACGAAAUCGUCUUGUGGCUACCUUCCUUCAUAAGCUCGAAUACUAUGACGGAGUUAUGUUCUUGACUACUAAUCAGCCAACUGGGUUGGAUUCAGCAAUCCGCAAUCGUGUCCACCUAACAUUUCAUUACUCCGAUCUGAAUAAUGAUGCUCGAAGAGAAGUGUUUGCACAGUACCUUACCAAUAACACCAAGCUCCAGGUGAAUAUUAAUGAGCAGGAACUGGACUCACUGGCUCUGGUGAAGCUGAAUGGACGGGAGAGAGCUCUGAUGGUGAACGGACACGUCGUGCCUAAACUGGGGGGCCAAACUCUAUCGAUGGACCUUUAUGACGAGUGA
Molecule: messenger RNA, 2250 nt
Organism: Blastomyces dermatitidis ER-3
Lineage: Eukaryota; Fungi; Ascomycota; Eurotiomycetes; Onygenales; Ajellomycetaceae
Exons: 8
Coding region: 1-2250 (749 amino acids)
Molecular function (GO): ATP binding; ATP hydrolysis activity
Source: RefSeq, a predicted model, not a curated record